Vigna umbellata (rice bean) is the source of this 3055-nucleotide messenger RNA. RefSeq lists its product as uncharacterized. Lineage: Eukaryota; Viridiplantae; Streptophyta; Magnoliopsida; Fabales; Fabaceae. The record is from RefSeq and is a predicted model, not a curated record. Gene Ontology annotation, cellular component: nucleus.
AUAAAAAAGCUUCACUCCACACGGCAAAGCUCAAAGGAAGGCAAGCAGACGACGGCGAGCACGACGGUGAGCACAACGGUGAGCGCGAACCAGGCGAACGGCGAGCGUGAAAGCGAGUCAUCAAAGCGCGACAAGGAACGGCAGCAAACGAAACGCGACGGUGCCCUAAACUCAACGACGUCCUCUUUCUUGGUUUCUCCCUAUUUCAAACUCGCAAAAUAGCUACAAAAUCACCCACGGAGCCUUUGCAGUUCUCGUCAAUUUACCAGCGUCACCAUAGAAGAAUACCCUAUCUUCUGUCUCAUUAUUAGGGCAAGAUGACUCGUUCUAAAGCCAACUCGAAGAAACAGCAUGGCAUUGACUUUAAGAAAAUAAGGCGAAAGAUUGGGAGGAAACUGCCACCACCUAAGAAUACAACAAAUACUGAGAUUAAAUCUAAAGCAAUUGUUCUGCCGGAACAGAGUGUGGCAGCAGAGAAGGUUGGUUUGGCUGUAAACAAGAAGGGUUUGACUUUAAAAGAACUUCUCCAGCAAACAUCUCAUCACAAUCCAAAAGUUCGUAGAGAAGCAUUGAUGGGUAUUAAGGAUUUAUUCACCAGACAUCCAGCUGAACAGAAGUUGCACAGGUAUGUCACGGUAGAAAAACUUCGCGAGCGCAUUGGUGAUGAUGAUAAAGUGGUUCGGAAAUCAUUGUAUGAUCUCUUCAAAAUUGUGAUUUUACCUUGCUGUAAAGAGGACAAUCAAGAGCUGGUCGAUUCUUUAUUGAUGCCUUACAUUUUUAAUGCAAUGACUCAUUUUUCGGUUGAUGUUCGGAUGAUGGCAUUUGAUUUUCUUGAUCUCAUUCUCGAGUUCUAUCCUCCUUCCUUUUCACCCUUGUAUGCAGAAAAGAUUUUUCUGAAUUAUGAGGAUAUUCUAAGGAGGAACCAAUACUAUUUACAAGAUAAAGGAAAACUAAAGGAAGCUCUUUCUGGGUUGGUGCGCUGCUUGUCACUCCUUCCAUGGAAUAAAGCACAAACUGAUUUGCCGAAUAAGGAUGAUACUGGCCGAAGGGUAUUGUUUGCCUAUGAUGAUGAAAUGUCUAUGAACUCAAAUGGUUUUUCUAAUAUCGUGAAGAGUUUGAAGGAUCUAGUUCCACCAUUAAUGAAUAUUUUUCUGGAGUUUAUUCCAUUGAUUCAUUCGAUGGAAAGUCUUGAAGGGAAGUCUUUUGCUUGUAUGAUAUCCAUUCUGCAUAGCAUAGAUCUUAUAGUUAGGUCUAUUACUCAUGGGAGUGACAAGAAAUCAGAAUAUCCAAGUUCUCAAGGUGGACCUGAUGUGGCUGAUGUUACCAUCUCUUCCGCACUCCUCAAGAAAUUAUUUCCUCGUUUUCCACUCAAUCCCACUGAUCAUCUUUCAGCAAGGGACUGUGGUAGGUUGCUUGACUUGAACAUGGUCAUUACCAAAAUAUUUUUUGAAUUAAAUGAAUGGAUGUGUCUUCCUCCACAUUUGUUGGAGAGAUUUCUUGAAUUUUUUGAAAAUGCUCUGCUUGGGAAGUUCUUCUGGACUACGCAGUCUGCUAAGGCUGUCUGGGAAGAAGAGCAUUUAGUUCUACUCCUUCCAUUUAUUCCAAAAAUUGUUUCACGUGGGGUAGGCGAUUGGACAUCACGCCUUCUUCAGGCUUUUACCCUGACAUUUAGGGAAUGCAAGCCAGGUUCUUUGCUGAAAGCCUGUGUUUCUGCCAUUGAAGAUGUGUUAACUUACAUGGAAGGCAUGCAUUCCACAGGGACAAGCAAUCCACAGUAUAUAGUUCUUCAAGAGGCUUUACGUGCAUGGACUGGAGAUCUCCCUCGGUUGCUUAUCCAGCUUGGAGAUAAUCACCCAGCCUGCUCCCAGGCUUUGAUUCGUCUUCUACAUCGAAUUGGACAGCGUGCUUGGAAUCCAGCACUUGUUUGCAUGUAUAACAACAUGCAGCAGUCAUUGCAAGAUUUUUACUGUACAUAUCAAGAGGGAGGACCGAUAUGUUUUGGUCCUUUUCUCAGGCUUCCUAGAGAAUCUCAAGUUCUCGCUUUAUGUUCCAUUUACUAUUUCUCUCAUUUGGACCUGCCUAUUUUAAAGUCAUUAGUCUAUUGUUGCCUAAGUGAUGAUCUAGACUCCUAUGUCUUAUUUUGGAUCAUAGACGUUCUCCAGUUAGCCUAUGAGCGGGGGUGUAUAGAAAUUGCGGAUUACUUGAGUUUUUUCAUCACCUUGGUCGCACGUUUCAAAGUUUCUCCUGAAUUUGGUUCCUCUGGUUUUAAGGGUGACCCACUUUGCCAAACUUUAAAGUCAAUGACAGCUAAGAUUUACUCAGGCAUUCAACAGAUGGGUGACAAAGCUAUUGUUCUACGGUUGAUAGAGAGAUUGAUUAUUGAUCAGAUAUCACAAAAGCCUUCUUUGGAUAAUAGAUGCUCUCUCCUGAGAAUGGUUGUUUCAGUUGAUUCGAAGCCCACACUACUUUCUGAACAAAGCAUUGCCACUCUAGGCCAUCAUCUUUCGGAAUAUCUGAUAGAUGUUGUGCAGUGCGUUCCAGAAGAUGAUGGACAAAGAACACCUUCCUUUCCAUUCAGCUUCCGGUGUUAUUAUACUGUACCUUGUUUUUUCAUGUUGGACCGGUGCCAUGAACUUAUGAAUCUUGUGUUGAAGAAAUUGGGAUCGGUUAUAUAUGAUAGUAGCGUUUUAUUAAAAUCUGACAAAUGUAGUCAAGAUGUAAGGAACUGCUUGAAUAAGGUGAAUGCUGUCACUUCUGCUCUUUCCUUGUUGCACGGGGAUCCUCAAACACGACGGAUUAUGUCUCUAUACAAGAAAAAUAUUGAUAACGUCAUAGAGCAAGUUAUUUGUUUACAGGUAGGUUCUACCCUGAUGAACAAGAAAAACUAUUGACUGUUUAUUAUGGAGGUUGCUGUCCAUUAGUAUAACUUAUCUUUUCCAUUGGAUGAAUCAAAAUUGUGUUUAGUAAAGGUGUUCAGUAUUUUUGUGAUUGUCUAUAAUCCACUGUAUAGAUAGUUACACUUAUGCAGUGAGCAUAGUUACAAUCUGCACCAUAU